AUGGCAUCUGUUGACGUUAACUGCGACCACUGGAUCUCAAAGGUCUUGAUGGUUGCUGCCUAUUUGACUCUGAACAUAUCACUUAACAUGGUGAAUAAGUGGACUAUCUCCAUAUACGGUUUCCCCUUCCCUAUCGCUCUGUCCAUAGCGCAUAUGGCAUUUAGCUUUGUGGUACUGGCGCCCGUUAUGCUUUCCAAGCACAAUCGGGAGCUGCACUACCCCACAAUCAGCAAGCAGUGGCCGGGGCUGCUGUUCAUCUCGAUGUGCUUCGCCAUUAACGUGGGCCUGAACAACGUGUCGCUGCUCAGCAUCUCCCUUAGCCUCAACCAAGUGAUCAGGGCAAGUAUACCUGUGUUCACUGCUCUGGGGGCUGUAGUCAUUGAGAAUCGGCCGCCGUCACGACAGGAGUUCCUGUCGCUAUUGGUGCUGGUAGCCGGUGUGUCUAUGGCGGUGUACGAAGGCUCCAACACGAAGGCCUCGGUCACCGGCGUGACACUGUGCGUCAUUGGCACAAUGUGCAACGGCCUGGCCAUGAGCUCCAUUGGGCGGCUGCUGACGGAGAAGCUGGACGUACUCCGACUAACCUUCUACACGGCGCCCCUAUCCGCCUUCGUGCUUCUGCCUUUCUUUAAUAAGCUCGAAGCCGAAGCCUUCUACAAGUACUGGCAUCAGGGACUGGGCUUCAUAGGGAUAAUCCUUUUGGGCUGCCUGAACGCUCUGCUCUACAACCUCAUCCAUUCCUGGGUAAUUAAGGCUACCAGCUCCGUCACCACAACGGUCAUUGGCGAGAUGAAGAUCGUCCUAAUCUUGCUCCUGUCGGCCAUCGUGCUGGGCGAGUCGGACGUGUGGACGGUUAAGAUGAUGAUUGGCUGCACAACAGCGAUUCUGGGCUUCUGCAUGUACUCACAUGGGCGGCUACUGUCGGGUCCCCAAAUAGCGCCCAUUAUAAUUAAAGGAGUGCCAGAGCUUGCACCAAGCUUAACCGACUCGAUACGGGCCCCCCUGAUGAGCAGUGGCAUGAUCAAACAAGGGCGCAGCUGA
This is a messenger RNA of Volvox carteri f. nagariensis, 1041 nucleotides long. RefSeq lists its product as uncharacterized. Gene Ontology annotation, molecular function: antiporter activity. Lineage: Eukaryota; Viridiplantae; Chlorophyta; Chlorophyceae; Chlamydomonadales; Volvocaceae. The record is from RefSeq and is a predicted model, not a curated record. The coding region runs from base 1 to 1041 and encodes 346 amino acids. Gene Ontology annotation, cellular component: Golgi apparatus. The transcript is spliced from 11 exons.